AUGAGUAUAGUUGUGGUAUCUUCAAAGCUUCUAAUGAAUUUUUGUUGUAAAAAUAACGGAUAUGAUUUUUCUCGAGAGUAUGGUAGAAUGGAUGGAGGAUUGGAAUUGCAACAAAUGACUUGGAAAUCAUGCAGUACGGUAUUACUCAAUUCACAUAAAGAAGAAACAGACAGGAAUGAAACAUUAGUUGAACUAGAUGAAGGAGUAGAUGUUUCUGAAAUAAUUUCAUUAAUAGGGUCUUGUGGAACAAACAGUUAUAUUGAACUAUUUGAUAGUUCUCUAGUUUGCGAGGAAGACCAAAGUGACUCUACAAUUAAUGACCUAGACUUCAAAAGAGAUGAUAUCCAUGUUGUUCCUACAGUAUCUAGCAACACAGACCUUCCAACUAUUAAUAUUUCACCGCCAACUCCAGAGAAUAAAAGUAUGGUCUGUUUUCGGCCUCGACUGGGGGAUAAAUCGUAUCUAACGGUUCCUCCAAAACCAAUUAAAGGUGAUUAUUACGGUAAGCAGUUUUGGAUAAAAUGUGGUAAAAUGUUAACUAAUAGCAUUCCUUCGUGUAUUUCGAAGGAUUUGGUUAUACCGAAUGAAAAUGUUAUCCAGUUAUUACAAGAAGAAGAGUUUAAAGUUUGCAAUAUCAAUCGCACUCACUAUACAAGGGGCGCCAAUAGUCCUUUUACUGAUCUAUAUUCAAAGUUCUGCUACAAGCAUAACAAACGAUUUAACAAGUACAUACCUUACAGGACUGAAUUUUUAAGGUAUUCUAAAGACCAGAGAGGAGAGAUCAACUUGUAUUCAAAAUGCGGCCUCUGCCCUUUUUGUCCGUGCAUUGUAUUUAAAAACAUGGAGACUGUUGAUUAUUAUGAUCAUUUAUCUCUACUUCACGGAAUUACUAGACAUAAUCUGUUAGUGCCAAAUCCGCGUUACUUCGGCCUUUAUAAAUUUGUUAAAGACGGUGUGGUUUAUCACCAUCAAGGAGUUACAUGCACGAUUUGCGGCGAUGUUCUUAAAAUUAAUAAUUCGAAAUCACUAUAUAAUUAUAUGAAGCAUUAUAGAGAUAAACAUUCCUAA
This is a messenger RNA of Debaryomyces hansenii CBS767, 1068 nucleotides long. Its product is annotated as DEHA2E21186p. The transcript has a single exon. The record is from RefSeq and is a predicted model, not a curated record. The coding region runs from base 1 to 1068 and encodes 355 amino acids. Lineage: Eukaryota; Fungi; Ascomycota; Pichiomycetes; Serinales; Debaryomycetaceae.